AUGGCCGUACCCUGGCUAGUAGACUGUCCCAACCCCCCUAAAUCUCAAGACACAGUUCGUCCACCACCCCGAAAACGGGUCGCACUUGAAAUUGAGACAACAGACUCAGAGAUCCUGGAUAGCACUGAUGUACUGGCCAGUGUCAGCAAUGACAACACAGUGGAAAAACUGAAAAGAAAAAUUGGCUGCUACAAAUCAAAGCUGUCAAGGCUAAAGAAAAAGACACCAUCUAUCAGCAAACAAACAUUAAAGAGGGAAAUUUCCAAAGUAUUGCCAAAACAAGCCGCACAAUUUGUCAACGAGCAAAUUGAUAAUGCCAAAAAAAAACCAAGGGCCAUUCGGUGGAGCAACUUCAUGAAAAGUUGGGCGUUACAGGUUAAGGGUACAGGGCCAAAAGCCUACCGAACCAUGAGGAGAAUUUUCAAGCUCCCUACAGCCAGGACCCUUUCAAAUAUCUUGCAGAGAGUAGACAUCGGGCCGGGAUGGCAUGAACCUGUGCUGUAUGCACUUAAACAUCAAGUGCAGCAUAUGGAAGAGCGAGAUAGGCACGUUGCCAUCACAUUUGAUGAAAUUACAUUGAAAUGUAGCCUAAAUUAUAACAUCUCGAAAGAUGAAGUAGAAGGGUAUGACGAAGGGGGAAGACCAGCCAACCAUGCAGGGGUUUUCAUGAUCCGUAGUCUAACUGGGAAAUGGAAACAACCCAUAGGGUACUUCUUGUCAUCUGGGACCAUGAAGCAUGGGGUCUUAAAAACCAAAAUCAUGGAGGCGGUGGAAAAGGUGCUUGACACUGGCUUCACUCCCAUGGUGCUGGUAAUGGACCAAGGCAGCAACAACCUGGCAGCCUGUAGAAACCUGGGUAUAACAGAAGAAAAACCGUACUUCUUUGUCAAAAGCCAGAAGAUUCAUUUUUUAUUCGACCCCCCCCAUUUAAUGAAAAACAUCAGAAACAAUUUGCGAAAAUAUGGAUUUUACAUAGGGGACAAAUUGGCAGAAUGGGGAGACAUCACUGAAAUGUUUAAAAUUGAUUCACAAAGACAACACCGAAUGGCACCCAAGUUAACCCAACGGCAUCUGUCCCUCACUGCCUUUUCAACAAUGAGUGUGCCUCUCGCCACUCAGGUAAGCCACAAGUGAAAACUGUCAUGCAGGCGUAUAACAUUCAAUUUACAAUCUUUAUCUAUGGUCCUGAAAAUGGGAUUUUUUUUAUUUUUUU
Molecule: messenger RNA, 1213 nt
Organism: Engraulis encrasicolus (European anchovy)
Lineage: Eukaryota; Metazoa; Chordata; Actinopteri; Clupeiformes; Engraulidae
Exons: 2
Coding region: 1-1134 (377 amino acids)
Source: RefSeq, a predicted model, not a curated record